Molecule: messenger RNA, 1712 nt
Organism: Tarenaya hassleriana
Lineage: Eukaryota; Viridiplantae; Streptophyta; Magnoliopsida; Brassicales; Cleomaceae
Exons: 6
Coding region: 215-1444 (409 amino acids)
Biological process (GO): endoplasmic reticulum tubular network organization
Cellular component (GO): endoplasmic reticulum tubular network
Source: RefSeq, a predicted model, not a curated record
GGUGGAUCUCGAAGGGGAAGAAAGUUGUCGCAGACUGCCGAAGCAAAGGCAACGAGAGAGAGAUUGAAGAAGAGAAGAGCCAAUCAUCUUCGCCAUUUGUCCUGCUCUUCACGAUAUCCCAAGCUUUUUCCUCUCCAGAGAAUUCCAGAUCAGAAGGAAACCCGUGGUUUCGAUAGUUGCGGUUGUUGUUUUGGUGGUGGAGAGGUGAGAGGAGAUGGCGCAGGAGCGGGAAGGUGCGGCGGUUGAGAGCAGCGAGCAGAAGGAUUCCGGCGUCGCUACGCCGGCAGACGGCGGCGGAGGCGGGAAGAAGAAGCGUAAGGGGUUCUUUUCGCGCCUUUGGAAUGGAAUAUUUAGGGCUAGAGGCGAUGAUUUCGAGAAGAGACUUCAAUACAUAUCCAGGGAGGAAGCGACGGUUCUGUCACGGAUGAAGCGCCGAUCGCAAACUUGGAGGAAACUCACUAGAAACCUCAUCGUUUUCUCCAUCAUCUUUGAGGUUAUUGCAGUGGGUUAUGCGAUCAUGACAACCAGAAAGGAGGACAUGGACUGGAAAAUGAGGACUUUCAGGAUCUUGCCGAUGUUUCUUUUACCUGCUCUGUCUUCUCUUGCUUAUUCCUCAAUCGUCAGCUUCUCAAGGAUGUGUGACCGCAGAGAUCAGAAGACCUUGGAAAAGCUUCGAGCAGAAAGGCAGGCCAAGAUUGACGAACUGAAAGAGAGGACCAAUUACUACACCACACAACAACUUAUUCAGAGGUAUGACCCCGACCCGGCUGCUAAGGCAGCUGCUGCAACAGUCCUGGCAUCCAAGUUAGGUGCAGAUUCAGGCUUGAAAGUAUUUGUAGGAGAUGAAUCCCAACUCGAUCCGUCGGUAGGCAAGAGCCACGACAUGGAGGUCAUGCAAUCACGAGGGCUCAGACAUCGGAAACAACCUAACACGAGACCCAACAGUACUGGGAGCACACCUCCAGCUCAUCAUUCAGACAAUGAGUCCCCUCAUUCUGGGACAAGCGAGAGAAUUUCAGGCUCGGACCAGAACCAGCAGAUGGUGGUUGAGCACUUCAGUUCUCAGGGAUACGCUGCUCACGACGGAAGUUGGAUCUCGAGAAUCGCAGCUCUUCUCGUGGGCGAGGAUCCAACCCAGUCAUAUGCUCUUAUCUGUGGCAAUUGUCAUAUGCAUAACGGACUUGCCCGGAAAGAGGACUUCCCCUACAUUACAUACUACUGUCCUCACUGUCAGGCCCUGAACAGGCCGAAGAACCAUUCUGAAGAUUAUCAUGCUUCAGCUACUCGACCAGAGACCGUCAUGGGCAUGGACUCAUUGAGAGCAACGGAAAGCGAAGGGAUCGAAAAUAGCGGCUGCCCCCCGAGCGAAGGCGGCAGCCCAGUGGUGAACGCUGCAGAGAUCAAGGAGGAAGAAGCUGCAACUGCAAGUGCACCUUCGAGCUGACCUGACAAUGAUCUGGGCGUAAAACGCAGCGUUUUGGAUGAGCGAGUACGCGCAAAAAGAGAUUGUGAAUGUGAUUUGUGAUUUUUCAGGCAACUUUCGCUGAGAAGACGAAGUCGAAGUCUGUUUUUUUUUUUUUUUGUGAUGAAAGGGGUUACUACAAGAACUCGUACGGUUAUAUAUGUGCUAAUGUGCGUUGCUGUUUACAAUUUUGGUGGUUCUCUAAUCUCAGACAACAUUUUUUUUAUUAAAUUUUUGUUGUUGAGACAAA